Macrosiphum euphorbiae (potato aphid) is the source of this 312-nucleotide messenger RNA. Lineage: Eukaryota; Metazoa; Arthropoda; Insecta; Hemiptera; Aphididae. The record is from the annotation of a GenBank genome assembly.
AUGUGCAGUAUAAAGGAAAACUAUAAAAACAUCGACGGAGGUGUGCCUCGACCGAACGUCGAAGACCCGCCUCUGAUGUUUCUGUGGGGCACCGAGAGCUGGGUAGACGUUUAUCACACGUACAACAAAGGAGUUCGAAACCUGGGAUACGGCGUCGAGUUGGACAAAGACUAUUUAAAUAGAUUUCAAGAAAGCGUUAAAUACUACGGUUUACAAAUAACCGACGGCAGCCUGCCGACCGCGUCGCACAAUGGGAUCGUAUCGUUUGUCGACGGCGACAAUUACAGAAUGCACGAACAGCUCUUGACGUGA